AAUGUAUGGAGUUACAUGAAAUUGACAAGCGACAGCAUGCUACGGCGCAGUUGAGGUUACUGUAUUUUUUUACUUGGCAAUCGCCAUACUGACACGUCCAAACAUUGUAAAAAUGGUGCUCGACAGUAUCAGAUGAUCGUUAGUAAGGUUCACUUCCGUAAAAUACAAUAUUGGUUUAGGCGGCUAGCUAUCGUGGCAAGCAAUAAGCUCGUUAAAAAAAAUUUAUAUAUAUCACGUUGUAUAAAGAGAUAAAGUAAUUAAUCAACAUUGGUAUUUACAAAUGAACGAUUCUACUGUAAUUGUAGUUCUAUGUCCAUCCACGUGAAAAUUUCUCAGCUCUCAGUUUUGAAACCAUGUAGUGUGAGAGUGUGACUCAAUAUUGUUUUCUUUUUCGGUGAUGUGUUGUUGUCGCUUUAUUGUGUAGUGGUGUUUGAAUAACAAGAAUAUCUGUCUCGCCAACAUGCCUAAAGUUGUUUCACGAAGUAUUGUUUGUUCGGAUACGAAAGACCAAGAAGAAUAUAGUGAGGAGAAGCCACUUCAUAUAUACUACUGCUUGUGCGGACAAAUGACGUUAAUUUUAGACUGCGCGAUAGAGAAGCUGCCGCUGCGCAGACGGGACGGGGCGCGCGUGCUGGACGGCAGCCGGCACGCACACAAGAUGACGUGCGACCCCGAUGAGACCGUGCACCUGAAGAGGGCCGAGGGCAUCGAGCGCCAGUACCGCCUCAAGUGCAAGAAGUGCGGGCUGCUGCUCUACUACAAGCACGACGCCGCCAGCCACGUCAACUUCGUGGUGAAGGGGGCGGUGAUGAAGAGCUCCGGCGAGGGCCCCGUCACCACCAUCUACAACCAGGUGGCCGUGGAGAAGCCCAAGAAGAUCAUGGUGACCAAGCACACCAAGAACAUGGGCAAGUUCAGCUCCGUCACCGUGUCCACCAUCGACGAAGAGGAGGACGAGAUAGAGGCGCGAGAAGUGGCCGACUCGUACGCCAACAACGCGCGCAUCAUCGAGAAGCAGUUGGAGCGCAAGGGCAUGAACAAGCGCAAGACGACGGUGCAGCAGACGCAGGCUGAGAUCGACGCGAAGCGCAACCGUGUGCGCGGCACGCUGAUCGACAAGUGAGCGGAGCGACAGGCAGGAGGGGCGGCGACGCGCUCGCUGCAGCCGGUGCAGGAUCGUGUUGUGUGCCGUGCACGCGAAGCAACGGACGGGUGCCAAGCGAAACUAAGGCUGAAGUCAAGCCUGGGGCACGGUCAUCACUCAAUGUUAUGUUACUUUCACAAUUAAUAUUUAUCAAAUGAUUGAUUUUCUGUUAUUUGGCUAAGUAUUUAAUGCAUUAAUUAUAUUUCUAUCCAAGCACAAAUGUUCCAUGUCGAUGCCCAUUAAAAAAAAAAGAAGCAAUUUUUGCCGGGGGGAGGGGGGGUGGUUGAGUUUGAAUUGAAUAUGAAUACCAAAUUAUUCACAAAUCGCGAAUAUGAAUAUAGAAUGAUAGUAAAAAUCCCAAGAAUUUUCUUUACUCACAUCCUGUAAUCACUGCCGGAAAAUUAGACCAGCAAUACUAAAGUGAAAAGUUGGUAAUUGUAUAGAAAUGUUUGCAAAAAUAUUUCAAUUAUGAAAUUAAAAAUUGUUAAAUUAUGCAACUAACUUAACCAACCAAUGUUCCAUUUUACAAGAAACUUGAUUUUUUUUUUUUAAUGCUGUAUUCUCAAAUUAUUGAUUAAAUGAGCUCAUAUUUACAUUUAAAACUCUAGUUAUUCAUGAGUUUUCGUUAAUUCAACCAAGUAAAUGGUAUUUUAUUUUAGUUCAGCAAUAUUAUGAUCACAAUUCCGGCUAAUUUCAUCUGGAAUCUUAAACCAUUAUUUACAUUUUUUUUAAAUGUAUUUUUCAGUCGGAAUGUCUGUUUUGUCAUAGAAGCAUACAGCAAGCUGCUACUGUCUCACUUGGUGUUACAUUAAUUGUGAAUAUUUAUUUAUACACAGUCGAAACAAUGAAAUAUACUUUUUUUUAAUGGCC
Bacillus rossius redtenbacheri is the source of this 2014-nucleotide messenger RNA. Its product is annotated as STING ER exit protein. Bases 461 to 1123 code for a protein of 220 amino acids. Gene Ontology annotation, biological process: endoplasmic reticulum to Golgi vesicle-mediated transport; endoplasmic reticulum membrane organization. The record is from RefSeq and is a predicted model, not a curated record. The transcript is spliced from 4 exons. NCBI's taxonomy places the organism in Eukaryota, Metazoa, Arthropoda, Insecta, Phasmatodea, Bacillidae.